Ambispora leptoticha is the source of this 128-nucleotide messenger RNA. NCBI's taxonomy places the organism in Eukaryota, Fungi, Glomeromycota, Glomeromycetes, Archaeosporales, Ambisporaceae. The record is from the annotation of a GenBank genome assembly.
UUCCUUCUUCUCGACCUAGCGGAGAGCGAAAAGAAAAUGGUUUAUCUUUCCUCGCUUCAAUAGUUUUUCAAAUAGUUAUUCAGUCCAGUUCAGCAUUUAUUUGGGGGUCUGAUUCAGCAAUUUUUUGA